AUGGAGAUGGCGAAGAUCGGCGCGACGGAGAAGGGCGGCGUCUGCCGGCUCGCGCUCACCGACGUGGACAAGGCGGCGCGCGAUCUCUUCGUCCAGUGGUGCGGGGAGGCCGGCUGCGCCGUGCAGCGUCGACAAGAUGGGCAACAUCUUCGCCCGCCGGGCUGGCACGGACGAGACGCUCCCGCCGGUGAUGACCGGCAGCCACAUCGACAGCCAGCCGACGGGUGGCAAGUUCGACGGCAUCUACGGCGUGCUCGCGGGCCUCGAGUGAUCCGCACCCUCAACGACCUCGGCUAUCGAGACCGACGCACCCAUCGAGGUCUCGGCCUGGACCAAUGA
Molecule: messenger RNA, 339 nt
Organism: Geodia barretti
Lineage: Eukaryota; Metazoa; Porifera; Demospongiae; Tetractinellida; Geodiidae
Source: the annotation of a GenBank genome assembly